This is a messenger RNA of Eutrema salsugineum, 1738 nucleotides long. RefSeq names its product UDP-glycosyltransferase 84A1. The transcript has a single exon. Gene Ontology annotation, molecular function: UDP-glycosyltransferase activity. The coding region runs from base 104 to 1546 and encodes 480 amino acids. The record is from RefSeq and is a predicted model, not a curated record. NCBI's taxonomy places the organism in Eukaryota, Viridiplantae, Streptophyta, Magnoliopsida, Brassicales, Brassicaceae.
CGUUGACGCUUCUAUAUAAUCAAGAAACGUUGUCUGUGAAAUUCACAAAAACAAGAAAGCAAAAGACUGUUCUUGUCACAUAUUUAUUACCAUUGUUGAGAAGAUGGAGAUGGAUUCUUCUUCACCUCGAAAACCAAUUCAUGUAAUGCUCGUGUCAUUUCAAGGACAAGGCAGCGUCAGUCCUCUUCUUCGUCUCGGCAAGCUAAUUGCAUCGAAAGGAACAGUCGUCACCUUCGUCACUACAGAGUUUUGGGGCAAGAAAAUGAGAAAAGCCAACAAGAUCGUCGACGGCGAGCUUAAACCGGUUGGUUCCGGUUCAAUCCGGUUUGAGUUUUUCGACGACGGAUGGGAAGAAGACGACGUAAGGAGAGGUGACUUCGAUCUCUACCUCGCACAGCUCGAAAAAGCCGGGAAACAAGAACUGCCCAAACUCGUGAGGAGAUACAAUGAAAACAACGACCCUGUCUCUGCUCUGAUCUAUAACCCGUUUGUCCCAUGGGUCGGACACGUGGCGGAAGAGUUCAACAUUCUCUACGCAGUUCUCUGGAUCCAGUCUUGUGCCGUUUUCUCUGCUUAUUACCAUUACCUAAACGGCUCUGUUUCUUUCCCGACCAAAACAGAGCCUAAGCUCGACGUGAAGCUCCCUUGCGCUCCUGUCUUGAAAUACGACGAGAUCCCAACUUUUCUCCAUCCUUCUUCUUCUCACUUCACAGCACUGCGAGAAGCUGCUCUAGCAAUAUUCAAAAAUCUUGAUAAGCCCUUCUGUUUUCUCAUCAGUUCUUUCGACGCAUUGGAGAAAGACGUGAUCGAUUACAUGUCGAAGCUCUGUCCGAUCAAAACUGUUGGGCCGCUUUUCAAAGUCGCUAAGACGGUGGUCACUGAUGUGACCGGCGAUUUCUGCAAACCGUCGGAUCAGUGUCUCGAGUGGCUAGACUCGAGGCCGAGAUCUUCCGUUGUCUACAUUUCUUUCGGGACGGUCGCGUAUUUGAAGCAAGAACAGAUGGAGGAGAUCUCUAAAGGGGUUUUGAAGUCUGGUUUAUCGUUCUUGUGGGUGAUUAGACCUCCAUUGGAGGAUCUACACCUCGAGGCACACGUGGUGCCUAAAGAACUCAAAGAAGCGUGUGAUCAAGGGAAAGGAAAGAUCGUGGAAUGGUGUCCGCAAGAUCAAGUCUUGGCUCAUCCUUCGUUGGCGUGUUUCGUUACUCAUUGUGGAUGGAACUCGACGACGGAGGCUUUGACUUCGGGAGUUCCGGUGGUUUGUUUUCCUCAAUGGGGAGAUCAAGUGACCAACGCGGCUUAUAUGGUUGAUGUUUUCAAGACGGCGGUGAGGCUUGGCCGUGGAGCUGCGGAGGGGAGAGUUGUGCCGGGGGAUGAAGUGGCGGAGAGGCUUUUGGAAGCGACGGUUGGGGAGAAAGCGGUGGAGCUGAGGAAGAAUGCUUUGAAAUGGAAACUGGAGUCGGAAGCUGCGGUGGCUCCGGGAGGUUCGUCGGAAAAGAAUUUCCGGGAGUUUAUGGAGAAGAUCGGGGUGAAGGAUAACGGAAAAUAGACAAAAUAAAUGUUUAUUUAUUGUUGUUGUAAUAAGAAGCUUUAUUUGGUUUGCAAUUGUUUGUUUUCCAUGGAAUAAUUGAACAAUUCAAGUCUGGCGCACGUUUGUUUCUAUUUUAGAACUUUCAUAUGUAUCCUUUUGUUAAUUUUUUGUUCUUACUUACGUAAUUUUCCCAAUAUAGCAAGAACACAA